CAUUCUAGAAUAAAAGAGUGGUGUCGACACAUCGCUGCUGUACCAACAGUAGCGCCCUAACCACGAAACUAGAAGGGUUGUGGGUUGAUUUACGACCAAAGAAAUAACUACUCGAUAUCCGUACCAAAUCGGGCCCAUAAAAUAAUGAAAAUUUGGACCAGUGAACAUACAUUCAAUCACCCAUGGGAAACGGUUGCAACGGCCGCUUGGAGGAAAUACCCUAAUCCCCACAACCCGGCUGUAAUCGGAACGGACGUCGUCGAAAGAAGAGUGGUCGACGGCGUUUUACACACUCACAGACUCGUCAGUUCGAAGUGGUAUUUCCCUAAGUGGGCUCAAGCAUUAAUUGGUUCAGCAAAGGUCUGUUAUGCGAGUGAAGAAUCACAAGUGGACCCAAUUGGUCGUCAAAUGAUAUUAAAAACAAUUAAUCUAACAUUUUGUCGACAUAUAGCAGUAAAUGAAACGAUAAAAUAUGUCCCACAUCCAACUGAUGACGCGAAAACGCUUCUAAAACAAGAGGCCGUUGUAACUGUAAAAGGUGUUCCUUUAAACAAUUAUAUGGAAGAUAUUUUAGCGAAUACAAUCUCUUUGAAUGCCGGUAAAGGUAGACAAGCGAUGGAAUGGGUGAUUAGUAAAUUAAACGCCGAAGUGACUGAUUUUGCUAAUUCUGCGGUAAAACAAACCGACGAAUUGCUACAUCAAACUAAAAAAUCUUUGGACGAUAUUUCGCACAAAGCAAUGAAAAGUUUCGAUCAGAUACCGAAUUUGAGCGGGCCAAAGUGUCAAGAAUUUUAGCAACUAACGGUCCUAGUGAAAUUUUUUGUUUUGCCUCUACGUUACCCAGACAAGUAUUAGCAUUUAAGUUUCACCACGAGAAUGAAGUUUUCUGUUGAGUUUCCGUACGUUUUGUGUAAUAUGCUGUGCCGUACAUUAAUUUUUUUAUUUGUUCGUUUUGUGAUCUGUUUGUUUAAUUUUUCGUGAUGAUGAACAAAGUUGAAAAAGAUCAGAGGCAAGUUCAAGUACAAGAAAUAAAUAAUUAUUUAUUUAUUUAUGGCUGUCCGUUUAUUAUUAUUACUUUUUUCAUUUUUUAGUUAGAAUUUUUUUGAUCAAGUAUAACAGAAAGUUUAUUAUGUAAUUAUGUGGUUUAACUUUAAUUAAGUGCUGUACUGAACUGAUUAUAAUUUUUUUGAUGAUUUGUUAGCAGUAGACGCAAAUAUUUAUUUAAAAUAAAAUUUUUUGUGCGAUUUUUUGUGGGGGGUUAAUUUAUUAAAAAUUAUUUAGUCAAUUUUGAUUUACUGCUAACUAAUUCUCAGUUUAUACACAAAUGGGUCUAAUUAGAUGAAUUUAAAACUUUUUGACUCACUGUUUAUAGCUGUAGACUAUUUUGUGCAACAUAGAGAAUCGCUAUUCUUAGAGGAAAAAUCAUUAAUUUAUUGUUCAAACAUUCCCCAACGGAUGUUGUACAUUCGGCAAUUGUACAUAGUUUAUAAAAUAAAUAAUAACUCGUAAAUGUA
Onthophagus taurus is the source of this 1514-nucleotide messenger RNA. RefSeq names its product PRELI domain containing slowmo (gene slmo). Gene Ontology annotation, cellular component: mitochondrial intermembrane space. The record is from RefSeq and is a predicted model, not a curated record. Lineage: Eukaryota; Metazoa; Arthropoda; Insecta; Coleoptera; Scarabaeidae.